This is a messenger RNA of Saimiri boliviensis boliviensis (Bolivian squirrel monkey), 6828 nucleotides long. RefSeq names its product ETS transcription factor ELK4 (gene ELK4). Gene Ontology annotation, biological process: regulation of transcription by RNA polymerase II; cell differentiation. Gene Ontology annotation, cellular component: nucleus. Gene Ontology annotation, molecular function: DNA-binding transcription factor activity, RNA polymerase II-specific; sequence-specific DNA binding. NCBI's taxonomy places the organism in Eukaryota, Metazoa, Chordata, Mammalia, Primates, Cebidae. The record is from RefSeq and is a predicted model, not a curated record.
UGGAAAAUGAAAGUACAGUAAUUCAGCGCUUACCAAGGCCCGGCGAGGUUGCACCUCUUUCCCCGGCCUUUGAUCUGUAGGGCACACGCGGCCGUCGUUGUUUCUUCCUCUCCCCAAGCUCGCUGUUCAUCCGGUGUCGAGUUUCAUUUCUUUUUCAGUUUCGCUCCAGCGGCCCCCCGCCUGACUUUACUUUCUGCCUCGUGCACAGCUGCAGCGAGGCUGGUAGCUUUAUUCCUGGAAGAUAAGUUGGAACCAUCUUUCCGGGUGGGAUGCUAACUGGCCUCGGAAGGGAGUAGGGGAUGUUGACUGAAGUAGUCAAAAGUACACGCUUGGCUUUUUCUCUACCAAUUGCUAUUAGAAGUUUGGGGAAUUUAGAUAUUCUGGAGUUUUAAUGCCUCAUCAGAAUGGUUUGCCCAUCUCUGGUUGACAGAUGAGGUCCUCUCUCCUUUUUUCCCACCCCCCACGGCUUGGAAAACUUGGUGCUUCAAUAUUUAGUCUUGGCAGCGGUGUUUUCCUUAAAACGUAGUAUGAUUCAAUAUUUUCCCUUCAGGAACACUGUCCUCGUUGAUUUUACUUAAACAUGAAAACUGCCUCAUUGCUAUGGACAGUGCUAUCACCCUGUGGCAGUUCCUCCUUCAGCUCCUGCAGAAGCCUCAGAACAAGCACAUGAUCUGUUGGACCUCUAAUGAUGGGCAGUUUAAGCUUUUACAGGCAGAAGAGGUGGCUCGUCUCUGGGGGAUUCGCAAGAACAAGCCUAACAUGAAUUAUGACAAACUCAGCCGAGCCCUCAGAUACUAUUAUGUAAAGAAUAUCAUCAAAAAAGUGAAUGGUCAGAAAUUUGUAUACAAGUUUGUCUCUUAUCCAGAGAUUUUGAACAUGGAUCCAAUGACAGUGGGCAGGAUUGAAGGUGACUGUGAAACUUUAAACUUCAGUGAAAUCAGCAGCAAUUCCAAAGAUGUGGAGAAUGGAGGGAAAGAGAAACCACCUCAGCCUGGUGCCAAGACCUCUAGCCGAAAUGACUACAUACACUCUGGUUUAUAUUCUUCAUUUACUCUCAACUCUUUGAACUCCUCUAAUGUAAAGCUUUUCAAAUUGAUAAAGACUGAGAAUCCAGCUGAGAAACUGGCAGAGAAAAAAUCUCAGGAGCCCACACCAUCUGUCAUCAAAUUUGUCACGACACCUUCCAAAAAGCCACCAGUUGAACCUGUUGCUGCCACCAUGUCAGCUGGCCCAAGUAUUUCUCCAUCUUCAGAAGAAACCAUCCAAGCAUUGGAGACAUUGGUUUCCCCAAAACUGCCUUCCCUGGAAGCCCCAACCUCUGCAUCUAGCAUAACAACUGCUUUUGCCACCACACCACCCGUUUCGUCCAUACCUCCUUCUUUGCAGGAACCUCCCAGAACACCUUCACCACCACUGAGUUCUCACCCAGACAUCGACACAGACAUUGAUUCAUUAGCUUCUCAACCAAUGGAACUUCCAGAGAACUUGUCACUGGAGCCUAAAGACCAGGAUUCAGUCUUGCCAGAAAAGGACAAAACAAAUAAUUCAUCAAGAUCCAAGAAACCCAAAGGGUUAGAACUGGCACCCACCCUUGUGAUCACAAGCAGUGAUCCAAGCCCACUGGGAAUAUUGAGCCCAUCUCUCCCUACAGCCUCUCUUACACCAGCAUUUUUUUCACAGACACCCAUCAUACUGACUCCAAGCCCCUUGCUCUCCAGUAUCCACUUUUGGAGUACACUCAGUCCUGUUGCUCCCCUAAGUCCAGCCAGACUGCAAGGUGCUAACACGCUUUUCCAGUUUCCUUCUGUACUGAACAGUCAUGGGCCGUUCACUCUGUCUGGGCUGGAUGGACCUUCCACCCCUGGCCCCUUUUCCCCAGACUUACAGAAGACAUAACCUAUGCAUUUGUGGAAUGAGAGAACUGAGGAACAAAGAAACAGAGAGACAUUCAACAUGAUUGCAUUUGAAGUGAGCAAUUGAUAGUUCUACAAUGCUGAUAAUAGACUAUUGUAAUUUUUGCUGUUCCCCAUUUAAAACAUCUUUUUAGGAUUCUCUUUGAAUAGGACUCAAGUUGGACUAUGUGUAUAAAAAUGCCUUAAUUGGAGUCCAAACUCCACUUCCCUCUGUUUUUCCUUUUUCUUUCUUUUUUUUCUCCUUCCAAAAUAUUUUGAGCUUUGUGCUGAAGAAAUUUUUGGUGGGGUUUAGUGGCUAUGCUUUGCAAGAACAAUUAAGAACAAAGUUACUCCUUUUGGCUGUUGGGACCCUUUGGCCAGGAAAAAUUAUGCUUAGAAUCUAUUAUUUAAAGAAAUAUUAGUGAAAUGAAUUGGCAUCUUUAGUACUAAGUGUGCUCUGUUGAAUGGCUAAAAGUGAGCUGUUCCUAAGCAGUGGAAGAAGAAUCAUUCCUAUUCAUACAAAGUAAGAUUGGAGCAUUCAUACUGGGGAGAUUGUUUUGUGUGAAGUAUAACAUGUGUAAGCAACUCCCCAAAGAGGCAUCUUGUUUACCAUUAUUCAGGGUGGGUCUCUUAGCCAUUUGUAUGAUCCUGUCUGAACCUGUCAACAGGGCAUGGAGCUAGUCUAUUUCAAGGUAGAAAGAUUUUUUUAGACCUGGGGUUUAGGAUACUUCUUGGAACAUCUAGUGAGAAUAUGGGACCUCAUAUCUAGCACAGAAAUGUGUUUUGCCCUCUGGGUAGUAUGAUUAUAUGCCCAUGAAAUACAGCAUGGGAAAUGAACACUUUUAGGAGGAUGAACUCGGGUUUUGAAUAUUUGAAACAUCUCUGAGUAGAAGAUUCAAUCAAAUAACUUGAAACAACAUGUAGGGGUUUUCUCAAUUAGAAGAUAACUGAGUUAAUGACCGUGUCUCUUUCCUGUUCAUUUUACCUCAUUUUCUACUAUAUAUUGAUCACCUUUCCUUUAUGUUUCAGGUUGUUAGAGGUUAUAAUAGUUUUAAAGAUGCAGUUAGGAGGGUAGAAUUCAAAGUGAAGCCUCCCCAGUCAGUAGCUAAGUAAAGAUGUGCUUAUUUCAACUUUUUUUUUUUUUUAAUGGGGAAGAGCAGAGUUCAUUUGGGAAUGCUUAUACAUAGGGGGUUGGAUUGUUCAUAUUAGUAGUAAAAAAUGUAGGCCUUUAUAUCUGCAUUACCAAAUUUGUAAAAUAUUACUAUAUGGUAAUCAAUGCCAGGUACAGAUCUGUUGGUUCCCCAAACUGAAUUGAUACCAAUAUCAUGGUGGUGGAGUCUUUUGAAAAAUUUAGCAUUAAAGUCCAGGAUUAAAUUAUAUGUUGUCACCAUCCAUCACCACUACUGCCCUCCUACACCAACCUCUCCCACCGGUUAAACUAUUCUUCUAACCCUGUAGAAUCACACGAACUAAGUGGAAUGAAGGAGUAAGGACUUGAAGGCUCAUACUGACACUGUUAAAAACUAGCAUCGUUCAGAUGCAUGGUAUUUACUUAUAUACGGUGGAGAGAAGCUCUUGUAUAAGAAGACAUCUAUGCUAGCUAACUUAGUAGUAGAGGGAACAUAUUCAAUGAGCUGCCUUUAUUAACUGUAGUGUUGGAGAUUUUUUACUGGUUCAUUUGUGGUUAUCAGCUGAAGGUUCUUUUCCUGAGAUGUGCAAUAGUAGUGUUGAAAGGCAGUGUUCAGUAGUGAUGGGGAACAGACAUAUUGGACUUUUUUUUCCCAUAUUGAAUUAUUUAGUUCGCAUGCCUGUUUGAAAUUGGACCUCUCAGCAGCACUUUGGAAUAGUUACAUUAGGUUAACAUUUUGUAUAUUAAAUAAGUAAAUAUAGAUGGUUGAUUUAACUAGAUGUGUUAAAUUUUAAAAGCACAAAGGUAUUUUAUCUUUUUGAAUUAAAGGAGAAAAGCCAUUGAUUUGUUUUCACAGAUGGUAUAUUUAAUAAUUAACUGUCUCAGCACAGAGGUACCUUGGAACCAAGGGCACCAUUGAAACUCAGUUGGAGCAACUUCCUAGCAAACCAUUUUAGUGAGUCCUUUUUGCAUAAACCUAUAGCUGAAGCCUCUGAGAGGUGUGAGGCUGUCACAGAUUGGUGAUCUGCUGUCUCUUUGAGAUCAACUGAUUUGGAGAAACGUGUGUGCAUGUCCUUUUUUAAGUCAAAGUUUACAACUUUAGUGCAAGUGUAUGAGGCAGACAAUUCUGUUUAUAGACUACCUCCUUCCUGGAAAAGUCUCAGCUUCAUAUUCUGUUGAAUAUUCGAAGAAUUCUUAGUGUGACAUACCACUUCAGAUCGGUUUUCACUGGAGAGAAUUGUAAUUGGUAGCUGUAGCUGGUAUCCAUCCCUAGUCACUUUGCCAGGAUGAAUGCUGUUGGGCACCAGUAGCCUGUUACAGAAGUGGAGCAGAUGGAAUGGGGUUUUGAGACAUCUUCUUUGGUGUCUUAGCUUUCCUUCUGCUCUGGCCCCCAUCCACUCAGUCGUGCGCUGGAAAAUGUUUUAACAACCAGGAUAUCUGGGGUGGGGGAGGGGGAAGCCCUGAAUUUGUAGCAUUUGCUGAUUUCUUUGAUAUAAAUUAAUUACCCUGUGGCUGAUUUCAAGCUACCACCUUAGAGUUGAGGAGGGAUGUGCACUGGCUCAGAGCCAGUGCUGACAAACCAUUGCAUUUACUCCAUCCAAGAGUGGAUUUUUCAUAUAAUUUCUAAAAUAAUUUUUUCUUAUUUAUGUAAUGAUUUUUAAAUAUACGAAAUUAAAGUCUCAUGUCUGAUUUCAGCGAUUUUUUUAUUUUUAUUUUUCUAGAAAUGAGAGCUUUCAGGAAUCCUUUAAUUAAUUUAAUUUUUUAAAGAUGGAGUCUUGGUGUGUUACCCUCGGUGGACUCAAACUCCCAGGCUCAAGUGGUCCUCCUGCCUCAGCCUCCCACAUAGUCGGGCUAUAGGCAUGUGCCACCACACCUGGCUUAGUAAGCCUUCUUUAUUAAUGGUUUGUCACAGUACGUUUGUGAUGUUACAUUGCUUUGUGGCAUACUUUAUGUGUUUGAACAAAGGUGGAAAUUUCCUUUUUUAAAAAAAUUUAUACACAAUCUAGAUUUUGAGGACUACGAUAAGGAAAAAAAAAAAGUAGUAGAGGCCCUUAAAAGGUCAACCGUAAGCUGCUUAGAGUUAAAAUAUGAGUUUAACUUUUUUCCCACAUUUUGACAGUUAAAAUCUUGAUAGGGACAGUAAGCUUGUGAGCCUCUAUUAGGGUACUGGAUUUUUUUUAACUGGAAAAUUCCUUGAAGAUUUACAUCUGUAUUACAGAUUUAUUUAAAAGGCAAGACUGACAUAAAUAAAUCAGAGGUUUGGAAUUCUGGAGCUGUAACUCCAGGAUGUUGAUAGUAUCACUUCAGUUCCAUUCACGCCUGCAUCAUGUGACGUGCAGUCUGACAACAUUGUUUCAUCCUGAUCUCAGACUUUCUACUAUGAUUCUCAGGUUCUUAAAGGUCGCUUUAUGUUUUUAGUGAAUGUAAGCACAUUUAGAGCCACUCAGUACCACUUCUCAAUACCCCUGAAGCGGUGGUUUAGAAAAGCAGUAUUUCAGAAAAGCAGCAUCUAGCCUUUUUGAACAUGCACCUUGAUCAGUAAAACUUUCCCUACUAAAAAUUUAUAUGGGUAUAUGUUAAAUUAUGUACGACUAUACCAAAGUAAUAUGUCCAUUAUAAAACAUACACAAACCUUGAAGGAUGGCAUGGAAAGUAAAUCUUGAGUAGCAGUUACUGUAUUUUCUUCCCACACCCCAGUUGGUUAUCUUGUACAUCCCCCAGAAGCACUGCUGACUCAGGGUAUUCUCAGUCUAAUCUCCAAAAAUAUAUGAUGCUCCUCUUGUGAUAUAUGGAGAAAUCCUAGAGAUUGGGAGUUUUUCAAGAGAGUUUAUUGUCAAUUUUUGAAAUUUUACAUUCUUUUUGAUAAAUUUCUAAAUAAUAAUCCAUUACCACCUGUUUUCCACAGCUUCAUUCAUACUACUAUUGUCAGCCUGUUGUCUCUUAUCUUCAUGUUAGGUAUGACUAUUUUUAUUUAGUGGUCUGCUCACAAACUUCUUUGGGCCUUAUGUUAUAUUUUACCAACAAAUUCAGAAUCAUUUCAAGUUGCUUUAUGUUAAAAUAGAUAACAAGUUAACAUUUUCUUGCUGCGUUAAGUUUUUGAUUUUUGAAAUCUGUGAUAUUACAGCAUCUGAAGGAAUACUUUUCUUUAUAGCUCUCUUCUGUUUUUAACUCACUGAUGGUAUAUGUUUUAUUUACCUGUGCCAGGAGUCUAGAAUCAUGCUUAGGUGCCAUUCUUAGGUGUGAAAACAAGUUUGGAGACAAAUGCAGGUCUCUAUGCAGAACCCUGAAGCUCCAGAUGAAUUACCAAACCAAUAGGAAAGUUAAAGAGACUACUCAUGAUAUAGUGUGUCAUCUGAAGGUAUGAUGGAAUACAUUAUUUCUAAAAUAGUAUUGAGAAGUUAAUUGUUCAGUCCAUAGUAUUGUAAGUGAAGUGUGGAGGUCAGCCAUAAUUGUCUUUCUUCGGCAGGUACUUUGACCAGAGAGAGUGGGUUCUGUGGAAAAUAUAAUUAUAUUCUUGGUUUGGGAUCAACAAAUAAAUGAUUUGCUACUGUUUUAAUGCUGCUGGCGUUGCCUGAAACAAAGUGCCCUGUUAUUCCUCUUAUGUCAUCAGAACUCUGCUUACUGAAGUUGAAGUUUUAAUCUUAGACUCUAGAAUUCUUGUGGCUGGUGGUGUAUUAAAAAAGGAAAAUUGUUUGAUUUUAUUUCUUGUACUUGGUGGAACGUGUCACUUCAAAUCUGAGAGGUGAAUUGUUAAUGGUAGUAUAAUUGUUCCAUUUGAAGCUGUCAGUUUCUUCAAGUCACUUCUCU